AUGACUGCUGCUCUGAGUCAGACCAAAAGUGCAAAAAAGCAAAUCGAGCAAGAGUAUAACUUACUCCUAAAUAGAAUUAAAUAUUUAGAGGAAGAAGAGAGAAGGUCAAGAGCAAAACUUCAUCAGUAUGACUACAUCACUCAAAAACAAGAGGAAACAAAAAGACUCAAACAAAACACAAACAACCUCUUUUUGAAAAAAAAGGAGCUUCAACUAAGGGAUAUUGAGGGAAAAUCUCAAAUUGUAUCUUCUAUCAAGGAUGGCCAUUUAUAUGCCAAAGAGAAAAUCAAAAGCUUUGAGGAGUCAAAAAAAUUAGAGAAUUUAGAAUUUAAAAAAAAGCUUGAAUUAUUUAAAGACAUCCACAAGGAUCAACAAAAGAAAUUAGUAAAAUAUAAUGCAAUAAGAAGAAAUGAAAUUAAACAAUUAAGCGAAAAGAUGAAAGAAGAAAAUAGAAUUAAAAGAGAGGAAAUUGCAAAACAAAAACAAAUUGAAAGACAGCAAGCUCGAAACAAAAACGAAAGCAUGUAUCACGAGAGACUCAAGCAAAUCCAAUCAGAAAAAGAAAAACAAGUUCAGAUGAUAAAAUCACAAAGAAUUAGCCUUGAUGAGGUCCAACAAUAUCGAAUCUCUCAAUCUCAUGACGUAGUCAUGCAGUAUGCAGUUAGAGAAAUUGAAAAAGAGCAUGAAACUGCACUUCAAUUAGAAAAAUCAAUUGAACACCUGAAAAAGAGAGAAGCAGAGGCUAAAAGAAGAUUGGAUGAAGUGGAAAGAAAAUUGCAAUCGAGUCCGGCAUCGCCUUCCAAUGGCCACAGGGACGGGAAGAUUAACAAUUUUUCACUCCUUCUCGAUCGUUCGCCCAGAUCAAAAAGAGCGAGAGCUUUUGCACGUUCUCCAUCAGGAAGAUAA
Naegleria lovaniensis is the source of this 906-nucleotide messenger RNA. RefSeq lists its product as uncharacterized. The transcript has 2 exons. The record is from RefSeq and is a predicted model, not a curated record. Bases 1 to 906 code for a protein of 301 amino acids. NCBI's taxonomy places the organism in Eukaryota, Heterolobosea, Eutetramitea, Acrasida, Naegleriidae.